AUGUUAUCUAGUUCUUCCACCCGCACCACCAAGACGCUGUUCUCGCGCUUCGCGGCUCGUUCCUUCGCGACCGCGGACCUGAAAGCCAACGCCAUUCCCAAACAGGCCCCGCGCAUCAAGUAUUUCAAGGUGUACCGCUGGGAUCCGGAGCAGUCCCAAAAACCCUACCUCUCAACGUAUCCGGUCGAUUUGGCAAACUGUGGUCCCAUGGUGCUGGACGCUUUGAUUAAAAUCAAGAAUGAACAAGAUCCGACGCUGACUUUUCGGCGAUCGUGUCGCGAAGGAAUUUGCGGAUCGUGCGCCAUGAACAUUGACGGCGUCAACACGCUCGCCUGUCUAUCCUACAUUGAUCAAAAGGACACUUCGAGUGCGACCAAGAUUUAUCCAUUGCCGCACAUGUAUGUCAUCAAGGACUUGGUUCCGGACAUGGGUAAUUUUUACGAACAGUACCGUUCCAUUGAACCCUGGCUGCAACCGGAAAAGGGCAAGGAACCGGGCCAGGCCGAGUACUUGCAAACCCGCGAAGAUCGUGCCAAGCUCGACGGAAUGUAUGAGUGCAUCCUGUGCGCAUGCUGCUCGACGGCAUGCCCCUCUUACUGGUGGAAUGCCGAUAAAUAUCUCGGACCGGCCGUGUUGCUGCAAGCCUACCGGUGGAUUGAGGAUUCGCGUGACGGUUCCACCAAGAAGCGUCUGGAGGAACUCGACGAUGCGUUUAAGCUCUACCGCUGUCACACAAUCAUGAACUGUACUAAAGUAUGUCCUAAGCACUUGAAUCCGGGCAAGGCGAUCGCGCAGAUAAAGAAACGGUUGGCGGAUCACUAG
This is a messenger RNA of Phaeodactylum tricornutum CCAP 1055/1, 822 nucleotides long. It is a transcript of the gene SDH2, whose product is annotated as succinate dehydrogenase iron sulfur protein. Gene Ontology annotation, biological process: aerobic respiration; respiratory electron transport chain; tricarboxylic acid cycle. The coding region runs from base 1 to 822 and encodes 273 amino acids. The transcript has 2 exons. Gene Ontology annotation, molecular function: electron transfer activity; 2 iron, 2 sulfur cluster binding. The record is from RefSeq and is a predicted model, not a curated record. Lineage: Eukaryota; Bacillariophyta; Bacillariophyceae; Surirellales; Neidiaceae.